AUGACCAGAGAUCGCGACAGCCCUACCAGCUCCUGUGAAGACAGACCUGAGUCUCCGUCAACCCCUGAAGAAUCGGAUUCCCAACCGGGUGCGAACUAUAGGGGACCGACCAUGCAACAACUUGAAGAUAUCCAAAAGCACAUGAUCUCAAUAGAGCUGAAGAUGGACUUGAUUAUAGAGAGAUUGGACAAACUCUCGGUCAACGCUGAACCACAACAGAAACUGGAUAAUCUGCACGGCAGAACCCCAUUCUACUAUGAUCCAGACGACCCUGAUGAAGUGUAUGUUAGCAUGCACGAACAUCUUCACUGGUAUAAGCCACGGGGCGACAACUGGGCCGAGUGGUCAUUAUGGUUCAGUGCGAACAAGCUCCUUCUUAAGCGGCUCCCAGUGGGGUCAGAACCGUAUAAAAUCUGCUGGAAGUUAUUGGUAGGCUUCAUGCCGGAGAAGCUUACCCUGGGCCGACCGACAUCGGGGACGAUCGCCGAACAAGCGAAUAGCUUAGACCGAUAUUUGCUAGCGUACGAAGAAAGAAAAGAGCAGUUUGAGGUCACGAGAUACGAAGUCACCGAGGAAGCCUUGGAGUGGCGUAAUGAAAUGAAGUUAAUCAAAGCCCACAUCAGAGAUCUCUUCUACAUGUACGCUGUCCACAAUAAAAAAGAGCUUGCCCGUCGAUUAAAGAAAUUGUUUCAAAAAGCAAUUAUUGUUAAUUAUCUAGAUGUGAGCGUAAUGUUGAGUCACGCUGCUGAUCUGCUUACAAAACUUGGGAAAGAUAACCCCUUUCUGGUAUAUCGGUAUAUCAUAGCAAGGUUGGAGGAGUAUGAGUCCUAUGUGAGGGACGAAUAA
Molecule: messenger RNA, 846 nt
Organism: Diutina rugosa
Lineage: Eukaryota; Fungi; Ascomycota; Pichiomycetes; Serinales; Debaryomycetaceae
Exons: 1
Coding region: 1-846 (281 amino acids)
Source: RefSeq, a predicted model, not a curated record